AUGAAUACCGCUAGCGCCACCACCACUUCAUCCAACAUGCUCUCCGUCCCAUCUUCCACCUCCACCUCCUCAGGCAUCGACAUCAACAACCCAACCCGUCCCGCCUUCAACUCCCAACGAACCCAAGACCGCCUCCGCGAAGGCGAGGGCCUCUACGCGAUGCUCUUCCGCAGCGACAGCAACAAACUGCAGCGCGGCCGAAAAUCCGUCUUCAAAGAGACUGGCCUCGACGACGACAGCGCCAGCGAAGUCACCGACGUCUCGUCGCUCAGGUCGCCUGUUGCAUCGCCCUCGCUCUUGUCGCCAUCGACGUCGGUGUCGUCUCAAGGGCCGUCUCCUUUGCCGCCGUUUCCGUCUCUCAAGCCGGGGCCGCUGGAAUCAUGCCCGCGAUGA
Messenger RNA from Trichoderma harzianum CBS 226.95, 393 nucleotides. RefSeq lists its product as hypothetical. Lineage: Eukaryota; Fungi; Ascomycota; Sordariomycetes; Hypocreales; Hypocreaceae. Bases 1 to 393 code for a protein of 130 amino acids. The transcript is spliced from 2 exons. The record is from RefSeq and is a predicted model, not a curated record.